AUGGUUGCUCCACUUAAUCUAGAAGAAGGUCAAUCUUCAACCAUACCUCCUCGUUUCAAUGGACAUUUCUACAGUUGGUGGAAAGUUAGAAUGCAUGAUUUCCUCAUGGCUGAACACAGUGAACUAUGGGAUAUCGUACUUGAUGGACCGUUUAUUCCGAUGAUAGAAGAAAAGGAUGGAGAGAAAACUAGGCUUGUUCCAAAUCCUAGACAAAAAUAUGAUGAAGCUGACAGGAAGAAGAUAGAAAAGGGCUACAAGGCAAAAACUCUUCUUGUCUGUGGGAUAGGGCCUGAUGAGUUCAAUCAUGUCUCAGCCUGUGAGUCUGCAAAGAAAAUCUGGGACUGUUUAAAAACUGCUCAUGAAGGAUUUGAACAAGUCAAAGAAUCAAAGAUAGAUAUGCUCACCUCUUUGUAUGAAAACUUCAAGAUGAAAGAAGGAGAAACCAUUCAUGAGAUGUUUAAAAAAUUGUCCUCUAUUACCAAUGAGUUGAGAAGUCUUGGGGAACCUAUUAGUAUGAGCAAGCAAGUCAGGAUAGUGCUUCAAAUUCUUCCAAAGUCCUGGGAAAGCAAGGUUGAUGCCAUCACUGAAGCUAAAGAUCUGAAGGUGCUGACAAUGGAUGCUCUCAUUGGAAAUCUGAAGACUCAUAAGAUGAAUCGAAAUCAUGAUUUGUCAAAGAAAGAAGUCAAAAAGGAUAAGUCCUUGAUGCUAAAAUACAAAUCUGAUGAAGACUCCAGUGAUGAUGAUAUGGCUUAUCUUAUCAAUAGAUUUCAAAAAAUUGUGAAAAAGAACAAAGGUUUUAGAAGAGGAACAAAUGGUCCUCGAACUGCUACUCAAAAUGAUACUUGCUACAAGUGUGGAAAAGCUGAGCACUUUAUUAGAGAGUGUACUUUACUCAAAAGUGAAAAUAAGGAAUAUCAAAAACCAAGAAGUGAAAAAGAGAAGAGAAGGGACCUGGUACUUAGUAAAAAUGAUCGCAAAGCUGCUGCUGACUAUGUGGUCAAAAAGGCUCUUGCUGCAUGGGGAGACUCUUCAAGUGACUCAGAAGAUCUUGAUGAACCAAAUGACGUGUCUAUGGUGGUGGUUCAUGAAGAGGAAACCAUAUUCAAUGAAAUUUUAAGAACAUUAGCAAAUGUUAUGAUUGAUUCAGUAAGUGAGUUGACCUCUGAAAGAGACAUUAUGAAUGUUGAACUAGACAGUUUAACUGAAAACAAGGUUAAAUUGGAGGAGAAAAUGUUGAAAAUGGAAGAUAAAAUGAUGUCUCUAGAGUCAAACAACACUGUACUUAAAAAACAGUUGACUGAGAAAAAUGAAGAAGCUGAAAAUCUAAAUGGAAGGUCAAAUGAAAAAUCUGGGAUUGGCUGUGGAGAAGAGCAACAACUUAAGGAAGAACUUGAAAAAUCUCUUAAGUGGACAAAAUCCUCUAAGUUGCUAUCAAGUGCAACAAAUCAGAGUAAUUUCAAUAAGAAAGGUCUAGGAAGUUUGAAUAUCACUCCUCCCUUUAAUCCUUACAGUAAGUAUGUGUUUGUGUCUGACAAUCUGCUGUGUCUUCAUUGUGGUAAAAAUGGGCAUCUAAAGGGAGAGUGUACUGGGUGGAGACAAUCUCAUGAAAGAUUCUCUAAUUAUACUGAAAGGCAAAGAGUAUCAAAAGAGAGACCUGGUCCCCCAAAACAUGUUUCAACUGAUAGAUUUUCAAAGAAAAAAUCUGUUUCUGCUCCAAAGUCUUUUGUUAGAAAGAUUCAAAAACUGCCCUGUUGGACUAGAUACAAUCUGAUCACUCCCUGGUCUGCUUUCUGGGAACUCAAAUUGAAAUGGGUUCCCAAGCUUAACAAGUGA
Molecule: messenger RNA, 1833 nt
Organism: Solanum pennellii
Lineage: Eukaryota; Viridiplantae; Streptophyta; Magnoliopsida; Solanales; Solanaceae
Exons: 3
Coding region: 1-1833 (610 amino acids)
Molecular function (GO): nucleic acid binding; zinc ion binding
Source: RefSeq, a predicted model, not a curated record